Messenger RNA from Malaya genurostris, 1893 nucleotides. RefSeq names its product glutactin-like. The coding region runs from base 76 to 1827 and encodes 583 amino acids. The record is from RefSeq and is a predicted model, not a curated record. NCBI's taxonomy places the organism in Eukaryota, Metazoa, Arthropoda, Insecta, Diptera, Culicidae. The transcript is spliced from 4 exons.
UUUAUCAGUAGUAACAGUUCCGUCGUGUCCGUCAUUCUUAGUUCGUACCUUGGCGCAAAUAUCUCCUUGCUGGCAAUGUGGAUUAGACGCCAAAUAAUUAUUCUAGUUCACUCCGUCAUCUGUUUUAAUCUAGUCAGUUCCAAGUUCCUAGUGGAGCGACAAGAUGGUUCAAAUUUGCAGGUUUAUAUACAAGGGAUUGGGAACGUACUAGGAUCUCUUGGCCGAACCGCUCGAACCAAUCAGUCUGUUCUAAGGUUUUACAAUAUUCCAUACGCGGAACCACCGACUGGGGCCCUAAGGUUCAAAGCUCCGAUCAAAGCUUCUAGCUGGACCAACGUUCGGGAUGUUAGUCAACCGGGACGAGAAUGUCCGCAGCCGGUCAUUGGGCUUAAUCAGAACAACGAGGACUGUCUCACGUUAUCAGUGUUCACUAAAAACACGGGGGAAAGUUUUCCGGUUAUGGUUUACAUUCAUGGAGGCUCAUUUUACUUGGGUUCUGCUGCUGACCAUCCACCGGAUUACUUGCUGGAACGUGAUGUAGUUCUUGUGGUAAUUCAGUAUCGGCUUGGUCCCCUUGGAUUUCUGUCUACAUUGAGUAACACUAUACCGGGUAAUGCAGCCAUGCUGGACAUUAUAAUGGCCUUAGAAUGGGUUCGCGACCAUAUCAAAGAUUUUGGCGGUAACUCGAAUAACGUAACUGUAUUUGGGCAGUCCGCUGGUGCAGCGGCAACGUCUGCCUUACUCUACAGUCCACUAGUCCCGCAGAACCUGUUCAAUCAAGUAAUUAUCCAAUCCGGUGGAUCGAUAUCUACUUGGGCCGUCGACUCCAAUCCGGUAGAGAAUGCAAAGGAUAUUGCCAAGCAUGCUGGCUGCAGCGAGAGUAUCUCACUUGAAGCGAUCGAGCAGUGUUUGAUGACGGUAUCUACUGAAGUGUUGGUAAAUGCUUUGCCUGUGCAUUUGGCAAAUAUUUUCAUCGAUGGGAAAGAAGAUGUUAGCGGUAUUGGCAUGGUGGUGGGUGGACCAUCAGGUUUUCUACUGAAAAAACCGUUUACCUCCGUUCGUCAUGGUGAAGUUCGUAAGGACGUUCGAGUGAUGGGUGGAGUUACGAAACAUGACGGGUCCUUUCUACUCAAUAGUCUAUACGAUUUUCUGGUUAGUAACAAUCUCACAAAAGACCUUAAAUACAUGCAGUACGAUCUGGUCGAUAGCGUUAAUCGAGCGUUGGGAUUGGAUGAAGAAACGGGAGCUCUAUCGGCUUUUGAAAUUGAUGCACUUUUCAGCGAAAAUGUCUUGCUUAGUGGAAAUUUUUCUCAAAUGGCAAUGGGACUGAUUGACAUUGCCGGAGAUAUAAUUCUCAAAGGACCUGUUUUGAGAGAUAUUCAAGCGAAUGUUAAGUAUAGCGAAAAGGAAACCUAUCUGUACACAUUCGACUACGAAGGAGAACAUACCAGAUUUGGAUACGGACAGAAUACUUCUCACUAUCCAUACGGCGGGGGUGUACAUCACUCAAAUGAGAAUAUCUAUUUGUUUCCGUACCCGGAAGCGGUGACGAAGCUCAACGCGGUAGAUUCCAAAAUGUCAGAGAUAAUGGUCGACUUGUGGACGUCAUUUGCGAUCGAAGGAGUACCUAAGUCGACAAAUGUGCAGCAGUGGCCACCCGUUGAUAGUUUGCUCGGGCCAUAUUUUCAUAUAAAUACACCCCCUUCGAUUGGGUACAACUUCUACCAUGAAUUUUCGGUAUCAGUGCGGGCCGGAGCAAGUGCGGUUAGCCAGUUCUGUCUUUUGGCACUGCUACUUUUGUCAGGGCUAGUGGCCGUUUUUCGUUAGAUUUUCUAUAAGUACUAUGAAAAUAUGAAAAAAAUGAUUCGGUUUGAGAAAAAUCAAGAAAUAAAA